AUGGUCAGCUCCUGUUGUGGCUCCUCCUGCUCUGGCCAGAGCUGUGGCUCUGGCUGCUGUGCCCCCUGCUGCUGCCGGACUUCCUGCUGCUUCCGGCCUCCCUGCUACCAGUGCACCUGCUGCAGGACCAACUGUUACCGGCCCACCUGCAUAGUGUCCACCUGCUGUCGCCCCAGCUGCUGUGGGUCUAGCUGCUGCCGUCCCAGCUGCUGUGGGUCCAGCUGCUGCCAGUCCUGCUGCCGCCCCAGCUGCUGUGGGUCUAGCUGCUGCCAGCCCUGCUGCUGCCCCACUUGCUGCCAGACCACCUGCUGA
Trichosurus vulpecula (common brushtail) is the source of this 312-nucleotide messenger RNA. Its product is annotated as keratin-associated protein 4-12-like. Gene Ontology annotation, cellular component: keratin filament. The record is from RefSeq and is a predicted model, not a curated record. NCBI's taxonomy places the organism in Eukaryota, Metazoa, Chordata, Mammalia, Diprotodontia, Phalangeridae. The coding region runs from base 1 to 312 and encodes 103 amino acids. The transcript has a single exon.